This is a messenger RNA of Nilaparvata lugens (brown planthopper), 3147 nucleotides long. Its product is annotated as ATP-binding cassette sub-family G member 1. Gene Ontology annotation, molecular function: ATP hydrolysis activity; ABC-type transporter activity; ATP binding. Lineage: Eukaryota; Metazoa; Arthropoda; Insecta; Hemiptera; Delphacidae. The record is from RefSeq and is a predicted model, not a curated record. Gene Ontology annotation, cellular component: plasma membrane.
GCAUCAACCCACGAACCCAGCCAACAUUCAGUUUGUUGUUGUUUGUUGUGCUGCCUGUUGCUUGCUGUCUACAGUUUUCAGUGUCGUAGUACUUGUUUUGCUGACCGGUUCGAACAUGUGCGAUUCGCGUUGGACAUCGCCACAAUAGAUUAUUAUUCAUUCUUCAAUUGUAGUACGAAUGUAUUUGUGAAUUUUACUAGCUGUAGUGUCGAUUAUAAGAACUGUGAUUGAGUUUCACUCUUGAAAACUAACCAGCAAAAUGGAUUAUCCACCCGCAGUGGCCAACAUAAACCAUCUAAUCCAGAGGCCACCGGUUGAUAUAGAGUUCACAGAUCUCACCUAUACAGUUCCUCAUGGGAGAAGUGGUUCAAAGAUUAUCCUUAGAAGUGUGAGUGGUUUAUUCAAGUCGGGACAAUUGACUGCUAUCCUGGGACCCUCAGGAGCCGGGAAAAGCACACUUCUAAAUGUACUAGCUGGAUAUAAGUGUGCAGAUUCUACCGGCUCCAUCCUAGUCAAUGGCCGCCCUCGAGCUCUGCAACAGUUUCGCAAAUUGUCACGCUACAUAAUGCAGGAGGACAUGCUUCAGCCCCGCCUAACAGUGCAGGAAUCCAUGCUGUUUGCUGUCGACUUGAAGCUUGGAACCACCAUUUCACGGGAGGAAAAGCUGGAUACUAUUGACGAGAUUCUGAACAUGUUGAGGCUUUCAAAAACGAAGAACACUCUGUCUGGUCACUUGUCUGGUGGAGAGAAGAAGAGACUGUCCAUUGCUCUCGAACUGGUGAACAACCCACCUGUUAUCUUCCUUGAUGAACCAACAACUUCAGUGGUUGAAGUAUCUAGUGGAGAGUAUGGUGAUUAUCUGGAGAGAAUGACUAAUGCCAUUGAGAAUGGGAGGUGCUAUAAGUGGAAUCAGAACAAAGUCACUGACGUCCGAUACCAAGCAAAUGAAGAGGAAGAGAAUCUAGUCAGUACUGAUCUCCAUCACAUGUACAAUUUCGAAAGUUCAGCGUGGUUACAGUUUAGGAUAUUAAUAAGUAGAAUGUCUCUACAAGGUAGAAGAGAUAUGGGAUAUAUUAUAUUGAAAUUAGCAAUGCAUAUUUUCAUAGGAAUGAUUAUUGGAGGGAUGUUUUUCCAAAUCGGCAAUGAUGGCUCGAAGACUAUUUUCAAUUUUGGUUUCUGUUUUGUUACGAUUAUCAUUUUCUUGUAUAUACCAAUGAUGCCAGCGCUCUUAUGGUUUCCUCAAGAAGUGCAGUUAUUGAAAAGAGAAUUCUUCAAUAGAUGGUAUGAUCUAAAUCCAUACUUUUUCGCCAUGACAUUCUGUCAGUUGCCGUUGCAAAUUGUUUUUGGAAUCGGCUAUGCACUGUUAACGUACUUCAUGACAGAUCAGCCAAUGGAGUAUGAGAGAGUUCUCAAAUUCAUUCUGGUGUGCCUGAUGAUCUCCAUUGUGUCAGAAGCCAUGGGCUUGGCAAUAUCUGCUCGUCUCAAUAUUGUCAACGGCAUUUUCGUGGGACCAGCCGUUUCAGUUCCUUUGAUGUUACUGGCCGUGUACGGCCUAGGCACGGGGAGCAAAUACAUCCCUUCGCACAUCCGUUUCGCCAUGUACUUCAGCUACCUGCGCUACGGACUGGAAGGCCUCAUAUCGUCCAUCUACGGCGGCGGACGCACCAAAAUGGUCUGUCCCGACUCCGAGAUCUACUGCCAACUGCGCGAACCUAAAGCGCUGCUCAAGGAGGUUGGCAUGGAGGACGUCAACUAUUGGUUAGACAUUGCUGCGUUGGCAGUUUCUUUCCUGGUCUUCAAGGUCAUAUGCUAUGUGCUCUUGAGGAGGCGUUUGAAGUCCACGCAAUCGUUUGGCGCACUCGGGUUUAUCGGCAGAUUUAUCAAGACCCAUUUCAAUCUAGCUGGAAAUAUAGGAAGGUAAUACACGGAUGUUCCAAAGCUCAUCACACUAUUUUCAUAUGAUGAUUCCAGAUACUCUAUGAGAUGAAUAGUAUCAUAAGAUAUUAUAAUAUCAUUAUCUUAUACUAGAUACUCUAUGAUAAAUAGUAUCAUAAAGAUAUUAUAAUAUCAUUAUCAUAUCUCAAUUUAGAUAUUUAUGCUGGAUAGUAGUAAUCAUAACUCAGAUACUGUACUCUAUGUUGAAUAAUAGUUAUCACAUCUCAAUUAUUAUUGUUAUAUAUACGAAACCUUGAUUUUUCCGAUAGUAUGAAACAUACCGAAAGACUGUAUGAUUUUAACGCUAAUUUUCAAUAAAUCGCAAUAUUUCCAUACGUAGAUACUUUAUGAUGAAUAGAAAUCAUCAUAAAUCUCAAUUAUUACUUCGGAACCAGGAUUUUGUGUAGGUACUAUAUUUUUGGUUUUGUAGUUGGUAUCUAUAAAACUGGAUGUAGCCUUUUUAAAGCUAAUUUUUAAGAAAUCUCAAUAUUUUCUUGCAUGGAUAGAUUACUUUAUGAUGAAUAGUACGGUACCGUAGUCAUCAAUACUAUUACUUCCAGGAUUUCGUUUACUGUAUUUGGUUUUGUAGUUGGUAAAACUACUAUAAAUCUGGAUGUAGCCUUUUUAAAGCUAAUUUUUAAAAAAUCUCAAUAUUUUCUUGUAUGGAUACUUUAUGAUGAAUAGUAGUCAUCAAUUAUUUUUCCAUGAUUACGUUUACUGUAUUUGGUUUUGUAGUUGGUAAAACUACUAUAAAACUGGAUGUAGCCUUUUUAAAGCUAAUUUUUAAGAAAUCUCAAUAUUUUCUUGUAUGGAUACUUUUUGAUUAAUAGUAGCAUCAAUUAUUAUUUCCAUGAUUACGUCUACUGUAUUUGGUUUUGUAGUUCGUUUCUAUACAAUUGGAUGCCCCUAUUUAUUUUGUUGUAUUUUGUGAUAUGUUUUAUGAACUCUCAUUUUUGAAUAUGAUUCAACAUUGAUAUAAUAAUAAUAAUUCUUCAGUUAAAAUUACACUAUGAAAAGAGAAAUAUUUUGAAUUUUCUUCAUAUAGAUGUGAAAUAAAAAGGAUAUUGUCAUUUUCACAUAAUUUAUUUGAGCCAAACUUAAGUUUCAAUGCACUAAGGCAUCUUUAUGAGUAGUAUUUUUUUGGUUAGACUUAGUGCAUUAAAACUUAAGUUUGGCUCAAUUAAAAUAUGUGGAACUGAAAAUAGGAGUGCA